Molecule: messenger RNA, 2347 nt
Organism: Pocillopora damicornis (cauliflower coral)
Lineage: Eukaryota; Metazoa; Cnidaria; Anthozoa; Scleractinia; Pocilloporidae
Product: dnaJ homolog subfamily C member 7
Molecular function (GO): protein binding
Source: RefSeq, a predicted model, not a curated record
UUAUUGCACGCGAAGAAACUGGCACUAGCUAUGUCGCAAGAAAAUAUGGCGGACGUAGAAAUGAAUACAAGCGAUGGUGAAACUUCGCCAGAAAAACAGGAAACAGAUGAGCAGAUGGACGUAACUGAAGAGCCUGAACUAGACAAUUUUGCGAAGGCUGAUGCUAAAAAGCAAGAAGGAAACAGAGAAUAUAUCCAGAAAAACUAUGAAGCGGCCGUUAAAUUGUACACAGAAGCAAUAGAGCUAGCUCCCACAGUAGUUACAUAUUAUGGGAAUCGUUCAGCGGCAUACAUGAUGAUCGGGAAUUAUGACAAGGCUUUAGAAGAUGCUCAGACUGCCAUUAAAACUGAUGAGAAUUUUAUGAAGGGUUAUUUCAGGGCUGCUAAAUGUCACCUUGUCAUGGGAUCCAUUGGGAAUGCAAUAAACUAUUUGCAGAAGGUUCUUGAGAAGGAUCCUAAAAACAAAGAUGCACAAGAUGAUCUGCGCACAGCAACAAGGGCUCAAGAUUAUGAGUCAUCUGCAUUUAAAGCUCAUGAUGAGGAAGAUUACAGAAAGGUUAUCUAUUACUUGAAUCAUAUCCUUGAAAGUUGUCCUGCUUGUGCACUUUACAAAGUAAUGAGAGCAGAAGCUUAUUGCCUGAUGGGGAAAUACAGUGAUGCAUUAAGAGAUGUGCAGAAUAUCUUAAUAGAUGACUCACUAAAUUCUGAUGCACUUUAUGUAAAAGGGCUCUGUUUAUACUAUCAGGACUAUGUUGACAAAGCGUUCCAACAUUUUAGUCAAGUUUUAAGGAGAGAUCCAGACCAUAAGAAAGCAAGACUGGCAUUAAAGAAAGCGAAACAUUUACAAUCCAAGAAGAAUGAGGGAAACGAGGCUUUCACCCGUGGGAAGUAUCAACUGGCGUAUGACACGUACACUGAAGCAUUGACAAUUGACCCGCGCAAUAAAUCAACAAAUGCUAAGCUGUGUUACAACAGAGCGCUGGUCUGCUCCAAGUUAAACCAAACAGAGAAGGCUAUUGAGGACUGCAGUCAAGCUGUAGAACUGGAUUCGACUUACCUAAAGGCUUACAUCAAGAGAGCAAGAUGUGACAUUUUCCAUGCUUAUGCCAUUUCGGGUGUCCAAGAUGGAAAGCCAAUUUUACAAACUCAAAAACCGUUUGCUUUGUUUUUUUCCUCUUCAGAUCGUCAUUCUGGGGCAACAGAAGAAGUCAAGAAAAGCGAGGAGCUGUUGUUCAAAGAGGUAAAUGAAGCUUACAGUGUGCUAUCAGACCCCAAGAAAAAGGCAAGAUAUGACUCGGGUCAAGAUCUCGAAGACGGCAUGAUGAUGUCAGAUAUCGACCCCAGAGAUAUAUUUCAAGCAUUUUUCGGAGGGCAUGGAGGAUUCGGUGGGUUUAACUUUGGAGGACCUGGAGGUGGAGGCUUCCCCGGUGGUGUCCAGUUUACAUUUGGUUAACUUCUACUUUUGCCAUCUUCCAUUAUCCACAAAUAUAUCACAAAAAUAUAAUGCUGACAAGAUCACUAGAUCGAGGCAUCUUUUUCGCAGUAGUAACAUUAUUUCUUGCACAAGGAGUGUCAGUUCAAACUCCAGUGACACGCAAUUUUGCGUUCAGGUUGACAAUGGCGGAUAAUUUGUUGGAAGGAGAGAGAGGAUCAAGAUGGGAACGACGUAAUUCAAAUCGCGUGUUAAUCAACAGAGAAGCUAAUUCAUUCGUCUGGUUUACUAUCAGGAGGAACUUCCCCUCCCUUCCCCUCCCUUCCCCGUGUUUCUCCCUUCUUCGCCCCCCCCCCCCGCCUCCCCACUCCCUAACAUCGUAUAUUGAGUGUUAAUUUAAUCUGAAACGCAUUCUAUAGCAUCUUUUGUAGUAGAACAAAUCGACAAACGUAGAUGUGAAAUGAUCUCCAUGAUCUUUAUAAAUUUAUCUAAGUAGUUUUAUAAUUUUUAUUUUGUCAUUUUUAUUUUUAUUUUAUCUCUAAAACUUAACCCUUUUUCACCUAAGAGUUAAAUUCAAUUCUCCACACUGUUUGCCGUACAUGUCUUGGAAUUUUAUCGCUAAGAAUUUGAUGUUAAAUCAGACGUUCUCCCCCAGCAUAUAGUUUUUUCAGUCUUUUGACAGCCGUUCAAUUGGAAAAUCUAUUGACAGGAUCAGGUGAGAAUUGCUGUGAUCUCCUAGGAGUGAAAGGGUUGAUCAGUUUUCGUUCUAAACUGGUUACUGAGUGUUUCCUAUAGUUUCAAACUUUGUGUUUACAGUAACAUAGCAGUUCUCCGAAGGCGUGGUUUUGCGGAUGGCUUGAAGAAGUAUUUUGUUAUAGAUAGAUGCUGGUAAAUAAAAUCUGAAGUCAUUAUUCUG